Geodia barretti is the source of this 489-nucleotide messenger RNA. NCBI's taxonomy places the organism in Eukaryota, Metazoa, Porifera, Demospongiae, Tetractinellida, Geodiidae. The record is from the annotation of a GenBank genome assembly.
AUGCGGGUCAUCGCGUGGAGCCAGAACCUCACUCCCGAACGAGCCGCGGAGUGCAACGCCACCCUGGUCGACAAAGACACGCUGUUCGCCGAUGGCGACGUGGUGUCCGUACACGUUCGCCUGAGCGACCGCACGCGCGGCCUGGUGGGCGCCCACGAGAUUGGCCUGAUGAAGUCGUCGGCGAUCCUGGUGAACAUCUCCCGUGGCCCCAUCGUGGACGAGGCGGCGAUGGUAGACGCGCUCCAAAGGCGAGCAAUCGGAGGCGCCGCGCUGGACACCUUCGACGUGGAGCCGCUACCGGUUGACCAUCCCUUGCUGACCUUGGACAACACCCUAGUCACACCUCACGUGGGUUACGUUACCCAGGUGGGGUACCGCGCCUUUUACUCCGGCGUGGUCGAGAACAUCCGGGCUUUCGCAUCCGGCGAGGCAAUUCGGGUGAUCAACCCCGACGUUCUGCAAUCGUCCAAUCUGCGCGGGCCGGCCUGA